This is a messenger RNA of Lycium barbarum (goji berry), 1710 nucleotides long. RefSeq lists its product as uncharacterized. Gene Ontology annotation, cellular component: mitochondrion. The record is from RefSeq and is a predicted model, not a curated record. The transcript is spliced from 11 exons. NCBI's taxonomy places the organism in Eukaryota, Viridiplantae, Streptophyta, Magnoliopsida, Solanales, Solanaceae. Gene Ontology annotation, biological process: cardiolipin biosynthetic process; CDP-diacylglycerol biosynthetic process. The coding region runs from base 317 to 1315 and encodes 332 amino acids. Gene Ontology annotation, molecular function: phosphatidate cytidylyltransferase activity.
CUCUUUUCAUGUUUAUGAUGAUUUUAUAUUCCGUUUUAAACUCAAUUUUUCCGAAUCAAUUAAUUAUUUUUAUUUGUCCAUUAAAAGAAGUAUUUGAAUGAAUUGAUUUUUAAAAGGAUAAAUUUAUAGUUUUGCAUCUAGAAAGGUUAAAGGAGCGAAUUUAAAAAAAAAAAUACACGAAUUUUACUUAAAAUAUAUUUAUGAUAUCUUAUUAAAGUUUGCUUGCAACUAACUGUAUUGAGCCGCUCCUGCCUGAUAUAACCAUACUUGCCUGAUACAACUCUUCCGCCUGCUAAAAUUGUAGUUACGUUUCAAAAUGAUGAGUGAUGAUAAAGCUGAGCUAGGGAAUUUGCUUGAAAUUCUACCUCCUGUUGAGUUCUGCUGUAUAUAUGGUUCCAAACUCCAUCCCAACAACAAAGACCAGACAUCUAUGACAGAUUACAUUAUUGGAGUAGCUGAUCCUCGACAAUGGCAUUCUGAGAAUCUAAAAUUGAACAAGGAUCACUAUGCUUCAUGGCUCAUUCACCUUGGUGGAGCAAGGAUGAUAACUGAUAUUGCAAAUGACAUUGGUGUUGGCGUACAUUUCAACCCUUUUGUGUCUUGCAACAAGAAGAUGGUCAAGUAUGGAGUUGUACGGAUGCAUGACUUGAUUCAAGACAUAUUGGGAUGGGAGAAGUUCUAUCUCAGCGGUCGUUUGCAGAAACCUGUGAACAUUCUUGUGGAUAACUUGGAUAUCAAAAAUGUGAACUCUGUGAACCUGAAAGCUGCAACUUCUGCCGCUCUCCUCCUUUUGCCAUCAAAAUUCACGGAGGAAGAUUUAUUUGCCAAAAUCUGUAGCCUCUCAUAUAUGGGUGACUUGCGUAUGCUUUUUGCUGAGGACAAAAAUAAGGUGAACAAAAUUGUACAAGGACAGUUUCAUUUAUUUGAGGAAAUGUAUAAGCCACUUCUGGAAGAAUAUGAGGCCAAGAACUUGUUGAGAUUUUCAUCAGCUGGUGAUAAACAAGUAAACAUAUUGCAGGAUUGUGGGUUAUCUGCUGCUUCCACCUUGGUUUCUUCUCUUCCUUCAUCGAUCAGAAGUGAGAUGGCCAUGAAACUUGGAGAUAAGAGAAUUCUGGACAGCUCUGGUAGAGUUAGACAGCAAGUAGUGAUUGGUUCAAAAGAACAGGCUGCUGAGUGCAUGAAGAGGCUAGUUAGACGUAAGGUUAUGUUUUCGAGCACAAGGCAAGCUGUUGCAGGUUUAUUGACUGCUGGUGCUGUACAUGGUGUCAGAUAUGUUGCAAACAAAAUGCGCAAGGCUUGGAAAUCUUGGUUGUAAUCAGUAAUGCAUUAAUUUUGAUUUCCUAUUUUUGGGUGCCAUCAUUGCUUUUUAACUGCUUCAGACAUGGGGAUAUAGACACUACUAUAGUUUCAACAAAUGACAUGCGGUUCAACCAUAGAGUUCUUGGCGUGGAUAGACUUUGCCAAGCCUCCUGCUGCUUUUCAACAUCAGCAAAUAGAAUAGAGAGGGAAAAUAACCAAACACCCCAUUAAAAAAUUUCAUCUGAAGAUUUUCUGUUCACUUGUAUCUUUUCAUUAUUUACCUUUUCAAAGUUGGGAGGAGUUCUUAGGGGAAGGUCAGGCUGUUCUAUAAGUUAGAACAUCCUAAUGUACCAAUUAAAAUUUAAAGGUGUCGAUCAGUGGUUCUAAACAAUGAAUUGCUAUUGUGUGUUA